GGCAGCGUCUGGGGCAGGGAGGGGCUGGCUGGCCGGGCUCCCUUUUGCGGAAGUGGGUGGCUUCGCUCCCCAAGAGUGGAAGGAAGGAGAGCGCGCGAGCCCAGCGGGGUCCUCCGCACCUUUCCCCCAGCGCCGUCUCGACCCGAAGGAGGAUGGCAGGGCGGCUCCCGGCCUGCGUGGUGGACUGUGGCACCGGGUAUACCAAACUGGGAUAUGCUGGUAAUACAGAGCCACAGUUCAUCAUUCCAUCAUGUAUCGCUAUCAAGGAAUCUGCCAAGGUUGUCGAUCAAGCACAGAGAAGGGUUAUGAAAGGUGUGGAUGACCUAGACUUCUUUAUUGGGGAUGAAGCAAUAGAAAAACCAACAUAUGCAACAAAGUGGCCCAUCCGUCAUGGAAUAGUUGAAGAUUGGGAUUUGAUGGAGAGGUUUAUGGAACAAGUUAUCUUUAAAUAUUUAAGGGCAGAACCUGAAGAUCAUUAUUUUCUAUUGACUGAACCCCCUCUAAAUACUCCAGAAAACAGGGAAUAUACUGCUGAAAUCAUGUUUGAGUCCUUCAAUGUUCCCGGGCUUUACAUUGCUGUUCAGGCCGUCCUUGCCUUAGCUGCAUCUUGGACAUCAAGACAAGUAGGAGAGCGAACACUGACUGGAACGGUUAUAGACAGUGGGGAUGGUGUCACUCACGUCAUUCCUGUGGCUGAAGGUUAUGUGAUUGGCAGCUGUAUCAAACAUAUUCCAAUUGCAGGACGAGAUAUAACUUACUUUAUUCAACAAUUGCUAAGAGAACGAGAAGUAGGAAUCCCUCCUGAACAAUCAUUGGAAACUGCUAAAGCGGUGAAGGAACGCUUUAGUUAUGUCUGCCCUGAUUUAGUAAAAGAAUUUAACAAGUAUGACGCAGACGGUACCAAGUGGAUCAAACAAUAUACUGGAAUCAACGCAAUCUCAAAGAAAGAAUUUACCAUUGAUGUUGGCUAUGAGAGAUUCUUGGGGCCAGAGAUCUUCUUUCAUCCUGAGUUUGCUAAUCCAGACUUCACACAGCCUAUCUCAGAAGUAGUAGACGAGGUUAUUCAGAACUGUCCCAUUGAUGUUAGACGUCCGCUAUAUAAGAAUAUUGUCCUCUCUGGAGGCUCCACAAUGUUCAGGGACUUUGGUCGCCGUUUACAACGAGACUUGAAAAGAACUGUUGAUGCCAGACUGAAACUCAGCGAGGAACUGAGUGGUGGCAGACUGAAGCCCAAACCUAUUGAUGUACAAGUUAUCACACACCAUAUGCAAAGAUAUGCUGUCUGGUUUGGAGGAUCAAUGUUGGCUUCCACGCCUGAGUUCUACCAAGUAUGCCACACCAAAAAAGAUUAUGAAGAAAUUGGUCCUAGCAUCUGUCGUCACAACCCAGUUUUUGGAGUUAUGUCUUAAAUCCGACUUGCCAUGAGUUGGAUCUAGGGAGGCUGGGAGAUGGAGGGUCUUUCUCAAUACUUGUUUGUCUGGAUGGCCGGUAUUAAGAUAACAAAACAUGACUUGAAAAUAAGAAAAAAAAGACCAAACACAAUUAAACAGGAAUAUUUUAAUAAGUGUCUCAACAUGCAGAUGUAGUGGGAAGCCAAAAUGAUUCCAAGUGUUUUUUUUCCUUUCGAUUGAAUAUUUGAUCCUGUGCGUAAACAAAACAAAAGAAGUGGGUUUUUGUUCUUUCUGUGCCCUGAUAUUUUGUAUAUUAAUGGAAUAUCCAAGAUUUGAUGGGAUUUGAUGGUGUGUAGAUAGUCAGCUCUAUAAUUCUUCAAUUGUACU
Zootoca vivipara (common lizard) is the source of this 1778-nucleotide messenger RNA. RefSeq names its product actin related protein 3 (gene ACTR3). The record is from RefSeq and is a predicted model, not a curated record. NCBI's taxonomy places the organism in Eukaryota, Metazoa, Chordata, Lepidosauria, Squamata, Lacertidae.